AUGUCUCCCCAAAAUGGCGUUGAUCCUCAGGAAAGCAGAAAAGCUGCGGAGCUGAUACAAAGGUCAUAUAGAGGAUAUCGUACUCGGCGCGAGCUCAAAGGCCAUGGCCUCGAUCCCACGAGCAAAUGGCUAGAGUACCACCAAGUGACAAAGCCUAGAAGCCCAGAGCAAACCAACGCAGCGAGCCAGAAGUGGCAUACUGUGACAAGUAUAGCUCGUCAUGCAGGUGCAGACGAUUCCUCCUCGUCCGAUGUCUCAAUAUCUGAAGCCUCGGAUUCGGCGCCGGAGGAGGCAGAUGGGAGGUCCAAAGAUGAACAGAUCAAGCGCGAUCAGCGGAAAGCCAUGGCUAAAGAGAAACGUAAAAGAACCGCCAAGAUGAUGGAUCUACAGUACUUUCUGGAAAUGGUUGACCAGAAACAUCGCUACGGCUCGAGUUUGAGGAAGUAUCAUGCCGUUUGGAAGACACAAGAUACCAAUCAGAACUUUUUCUACUGGCUUGACCAUGGUGAAGGCAAGGACUUCGAGCUCGAAGAGUGCUCUAGAGCUCGCCUGGAAAGAGAGCAGGUGCGAUAUCUCUCAAGAGAAGAACGUCAAGAUUACCUGGUCAAAAUUGAUAAAAAAGGCAGGCUGAUCUGGGCUAAGAAUGGCGAGCCAGUAUGGACGAAGGACGAAUUGUAUCGAGACAGUGUGAGAGGUAUUGUGCCCGUCAAAGACAAGAGUCCCAUCUGGAGGGAACACACGACGCGUGAAGGCGAGGUUGAUUCUAGCUCAGGCAGCGAUUCGGACACGGACGAUGAAGACCAAGAAACCGAAGAGCAAAAAAGUGGUCUCGAAGGCGAGCGAUACGUCAAUGAGGAUUUCCAUCGCGCCAGAGGUCCUGCCAAGCUCAAGCAUGUCAGUGCUGCUGUGCUUUUCAACCAUAUGGUCCGUCAAAGUCUCAAAAAGGGCCACAAAUGGAUAUUUGUAGCAGACGUUAGCUUUCACCUGUACAUUGGCUACAAGCAAUCUGGUGCCUUUCAACACUCCUCGUUCCUGCAUGGAUCUCGCAUUCUUGCGGCUGGCCUCAUCAAGGUCAAACGCGGUCAGUUACGCAGACUGUCCCCGCUCAGUGGGCAUUAUCGACCUCCUGCUGCUAACUUCCGCGCUUUCGUUCACAGUCUGGAAGAUGCUGGAUGUGACAUGUCACAUGUGUCGAUUUCAAGAAGCUAUGCAAUUCUCGUAGGCAUGGAGGGAUAUGUCAAAACCCGGAAACGGAUCAAGAAAGCAGAGAAAGCCGUAGGAUACCAAUUUGACAAGGCAGUACGACCUGAGAAGUUGAAGGCUGAGGAAGAGGCCGAGCAAGACAAAUCUCAGAGUGCUAGAAAGGAGAGAGAAUACCUCGAACAACAACGCCAGAACAAUUCCCCAGAGAAAACAGCCAAGCGAUCAAGCCACAACUUGUCUAAACGCUUAUCCAUUGCCUGGGGUCGAUUGACUGGCAGGACUGCAUCCAGCGAUCACGACUCGACCGGAGUGACUGAAGAAAGAGGUACGCCUGGUACAGGGCCCGAGGAUGGAGUCCCAGCACCAGAAGGGCGUCGACACAUGGAACCGACGAAGUGA
Lithohypha guttulata is the source of this 1602-nucleotide messenger RNA. RefSeq lists its product as uncharacterized. The transcript is spliced from 3 exons. Gene Ontology annotation, molecular function: protein binding. NCBI's taxonomy places the organism in Eukaryota, Fungi, Ascomycota, Eurotiomycetes, Chaetothyriales, Trichomeriaceae. The coding region runs from base 1 to 1602 and encodes 533 amino acids. The record is from RefSeq and is a predicted model, not a curated record.